Molecule: messenger RNA, 5298 nt
Organism: Bolinopsis microptera
Lineage: Eukaryota; Metazoa; Ctenophora; Tentaculata; Lobata; Bolinopsidae
Product: anaphase-promoting complex subunit 1-like
Exons: 33
Coding region: 30-5162 (1710 amino acids)
Biological process (GO): metaphase/anaphase transition of mitotic cell cycle; protein K11-linked ubiquitination; anaphase-promoting complex-dependent catabolic process
Cellular component (GO): anaphase-promoting complex
Molecular function (GO): molecular adaptor activity
Source: RefSeq, a predicted model, not a curated record
AACAUAAUAAACAGGGUUGUUAAUGGACAAUGGAAAGUGAAGCAGAAGCUGUGAUUGUCCAAGGAAAAUCACUACACCUAUUUGGAAAAGACUUUUUGAGUUACCAUCCCUUGAUAGCUGAUUUUAGUCAAGCCUUACCUCAAUGGAAUAUUUGCAACAGGCAUGGGAUUGAGUAUGAGUUAUAUUGGCAGGGAUGUAUUCUUGCAUGUUCUCGAGGAACCGUCAAACAGAAGAUGCUUUUGAAGUGUCUGACAGUGGAUCAGCCCAUCAACCAAGCCAUGUUAGCCAGCAUGUCAAACGAGCGUGACGAAUCUGAGGACUACAUAGUGGUUGUUACGGAUGUCAAUGUUCAUUUCUUCUCCUUUCACGGCCAGGAUAUUUCCAGAGCUCUCCCAUUCCACGGUGCUCACGUGUGGUCACUUAAUCCCGGUCUCCUCAUACACAAAAAGCCAUGUAAGAGGGGAGACUCCACUCAUUCCUCAACGGUAUCGCUACUAGACCCACUGGACGAAUACAGUUACAUUCAAAUGGACAGUUCCAGCUCUAGAGACAGCUUUGGAAGAGAGAGUGUUCUAGACAAUUCUUACAACAUCUUGUCUGUGCUGGCUUCUGAUGAAACCAAACUAAUAGUUACAAGCCAAAAUUCAUCACUUAUUAUAUGGAAGCUUAACAAGAUAGAGAAAAGUCCUGUGACAAUGCACUCAUCUAACUUUACUCCUAUUGACGAUAUCGAGGGACUUAAAUCAAAAAUUGGAGUUGCGAUAUUUACUCCAAACUCUGCCCGUUCCAACACAAGUCGGAUUAUCAGUAACUCUCAAGUAAAACAACAGGUUCACAGAGAACGGACCCCGAGCACCAACGCGUCCUCCUUUCUCCACACUCUACCUAAUGUGACGUCAGGAGAUGGUCACAGCGCUGUUAACCACACUCUACUCAGUACUACUAGGUACUCUACUAUUUGCAGUGGAACUGGUCUCUACAUUACUAAGGUGUAUAGUGACAGCAACAUUGGUUCCUACAAGAACAUCAAAGUUUCAAAAUACAGCUCUCACUUUGGGGACAAAUUCCUGGCCAUCCUUGACCCAAGCACUUGUUCAUUGCAAUGUCUGAAGCUGAAGGAUAACGGCGGGCUGUGUCCUCCAGUGUUCAUUCCGUGUUCUGACUUUGGUCACAUGCCCCAAUCUCAGUUUCUAGUUGUUAUCCAUCCUGCUGGACUGGUCUAUUUGUACGAUGGUGUCUGUCAGAUGGUGCGACUAAUACUUCAUGACAAGGAGAUCAUCAGUAAACCUGCUAACAAGAAACCUAGAAAAAGGAGCAGUUCAGAGGACAUACUGGCGGCGCAAAUUUCUUUUUCUCUCCCUGAAGCCUUUGUUUUGCGUGAACAGGACGGUCUCAAUCAUUAUUGCGAGAUCCCGACAGUAGCACGUGACCCCGUUAUAAAGAAUGUGGUGGCGGGAAUGAACGCCUUACACCCCAACAGCGAGUGUUUCUACAGAAUCCUGGUCAGACUGUUUCUUUCUAACACUGAUAUGGACUCCUGGGAGGUGCUUAAAGCUGCUCUUCUUGAGUUUGUCGGCGUACGAGGAGGUCAUGAUCAUUCCUCGGUUACACUGCACGAUCCUACUAUACGACGUACUAGACACUCCCAGACGAAUGAAGACUGGGAGUACAUGCUGAACGUUAUGCUGAACGAGGUUAAUGGCGGAGCAUUCGGUCUUCCUCUCCUCGACAAUAUGACGGUUAAGGAGCUGCAGCCUUCUCAGAUGACUGCAUCUAAAGAGUUGUGUGAAAGUACACUACAAGUUUUACACUUGGUACACUGUGAACUACAACUGGAUGUUCACAACAGAGUUGUGUGCCAGAAACUCGCUGAUGUUAUCCAUCAUAUCUCCUGUGCAGGUGGAUUUGAGGAGUACGUGAAUUUCUACAGAUCAUCUCAUCCGCACCUCGGAGCUCUCUUACCACACUCACUGUCUCCAAGUUUAGUGUCACUGAACAACACGCUGAUAAGUCUACUCAGUGGCAACAAGCCAGACAUGCCUCCUCUAGUUCCAGGCAUCACGGAUCUAACAGAGUCAGUUCUAAUACUAUACCUCCUUAUCACAGAGCAACCGCUUAGCCAGCAGUCGCUGAGGUACCUGAGGUCAGGAUCCAAACGAGUUGAGAUGGUAAACGUAGCUCUAGCUGAGAAGAAGUACUCAUCACUCGCUGACAGGGUACUUGUUGCCAUGGUAACUCUCGGUCUAGACCAGAGAACAGUAAACUCGCUCCCAGUUGGGAUCCAGCUGCCACUCCUGGACGUGUUAUACCCAGCUCACUGCAACCCUCCCUCUGGCUUACCUCCCCCUGCCUACACACUUGUGCACAGGACAGAUGUUAUUAGUUCAGCACCCUCCCACUUUAUGCAGUGCAAUUCAACUAAAAAGGAACAGGAUAUGGAGUCUGACAUGGCUUUUGAAUCUCCCGUCCUCGAUUUUAGGUUCCCAGAAGAUAAGCGGGUUGAGGAGGCGGCUCACAUGUUUGCAACAUCACAGCCCGUUAAAAUAGUCGUCAGCAGACGCCCUGAGAUGACAGACGCUGAAUAUGUGGACCAACAGGAGCUGCUGCUUUUCAACAAAACGAAGCGAACAAUGGCGAUACCAGUCGGCAGAUCUCUCUUCACCUUCAGCACCUUCAGACCCAGUCCGAGAGACCCCAUUGUGAUCCCGGAUGUUUGCAUCAGCGGCAAGGCCCUGCCUCGGGGCAAUACUGUCAAACUUGACCUGGAUAUUCCUGCUGAGAUGAUUCAUUGGAGCGAGUUCCACAGUGGGGUGGCAACUGGGUUACGCAUUGAUCCACUUCUCUCGGAUAUUGACAGUCAGUGGAUAGUCUACAACCGACCACAAGAUCUCACUAAUAAACAUGCUGGAUUCCUCUUCGCGCUAGGACUGACGGGACAUCUCAAGAAACUCUCGUCUCGGAAUUUGCACGACUAUCUCUGUCAAAGACACAAGUUUACUAGCAUUGGACUGCUUCUUGGAUUGGGGGUCACAAAUAAAGGAACUCAAGACGAGACCACCACAAAGCUGUUCUCAAUCCAUAUUCCAGCCCUCCUCCCUCCCACUGCUGUCCCUCUGGAACUCGACCACCUGGUUCAAACUGCUGCUAUCGCUGGUCUUGGUCUUGUCUACAUCGGGUCAGCUCAUCGCCGCAUGGCUGAGAUUUUGUUAGAUGAAAUCGGGCGUGCCCCAGGACCGGAAAUGGACAACUCGGAGGACAGAGAAGGAUACUCGUUAGCAUGUGGUUUCAGUUUAGGAUUGGUCUUGCUCGGCAUGGGAAAUGAGAACCUGCCUGGACUUGAUGAUCUCAAACUAUCUGACAGGUUAUACAAGUACAUUAACGGAGGAAAGAAGGAAGAAUCCUCUUCCGUGGUACCACCCAGCUUCAGAAUAUGGGAGGGUAACAUGAUUAACACUAGUGUUAGUUCUAUUGGAGCUACUGUUGCCCUCGGACUGACCUUCCUCAAAACAGGUAACCAGAACAUAGCCCGGACUCUAGCAGCUCCCCACACAGAGUUUCUACUGGAGGGUGUCAGGCCGGACAUGCUGCUCCUCAGGUCAGUGUGUUAUGGGCUUAUCAUGUGGGACGAGAUCUUACCAACAACCGACUGGAUCAACUCUCAAGUUCCCGAGGUGUUAUUGGAUUGUCUGGAAGUACUGACAGGAGUUUCAGAAGACUCCUCUGGAAUUUCACUGAAAGUUGACCCGGAGACAGCAUUUCCUUGCACUCUGACUAUUCUAGCUGGAGGAUGUUUCGCUCUAGCGUUGAGAUUUGCAGGUACAGCUAAUAAAGCCGCUUUUAAGACAAUCAUGUUCUACCUUUACACCACGCACCACAUCAGCAGGCAUCCUCGUGACUUUGCUGGUUUCUCUAAAGAUCUGACAGAGAUGUGUUUGGUUUGCCUCCUUGUCUCUGCCUCCAUUGUCAUGGCUGGAACAGGGAACCUAGAGCUAAUGAGACUUAUAAGAAAGUUGAGGAAGAGAAUAGUCCCAGUAAACACGUACGGUCACAACUUUGUCACGUACGGAUGUCACAUGGGCAUUCACAUGUCCCUCGGACUUCUCUUUCUUGGUGGUGGCAGAUACACUCUGAAGCGCGAUAAUGAGUCUGUAGCGGCCCUGUUUCUCAGCUUGUACCCAAUCUUCCAAACUUGUCAAGACGACAACACGUACCACCUGCAGGCUUUCAGGCACCUCUGGGUCAUUGCAGCUCAACCUAGAUUGCUGAUAACAGUUGACGAGCACACAAACACUCCCUGUUACGUUCCAGUGACUAUCACCACCUCGCCCGACUGUGUACCACGUGACAUCACUGACCUGUCACGUGAUGCGAGGAAAUGCUCUCCUGAUUUAAUGGACCAAUAUAAUGAUAUCUCCCGCUCUGUCUUUACCCCUGUAAUGCUGCCUGAAUUUGAUACCAUCAAGAGUUUAUCAGUCAUUGGGGAGCGUUACUGGCCAAUAACAGUGAGUGAUGUGGAAACUUUAAAGAAAGGAUUCCUAUACGUCAAAAAACGGGCUGGAUUUCUUGAGUAUAAAGAUGAUCCUGAGGGAAAGAUCAACACAUUGGGCCGGGGGGAUAGGUUUACCACGCCCAUCAUUGAUACCAUUAAAACCUUCUCUAAAGAUGAAAGUAUUUUAUUGUUCGCUGAGAAGUUUUGUGCCGCUCAGAGCUCUUCUUCAGGAGUGGAGUUCUGUACUGAGCAGUUGUUGAGCUGCUUGUUGGAGGAACGAGCUCAAUAUCUGCCCUUCUACACCACUUUACACAAAACUUUUACCUCAUUUGUCGACUCACCUGAUCCGGUACAAGCUGAGAAUAUCAGACUUAUCGUUACAUUUUACGAGGGAAAAAGAUCGACUCACCUGUUCUCGAGCAAGCUACUCUCCAAGUUAAGCUACAGGUUGGAGGAACUGUAUAAGGACGCUGCAGUGGCUGAACCUAAGGCGGAACUGCCGCUCAGUGACAUAGCCAAGAAGACCAUAAACUCUCAUCGCUGGGUAAUAGAAACUGAUAACGAUUCAAGUGAUACCAAUGUGUUGUCCGAUGUUGCCGAAACCCUGUCUGCGAAACAGCCGCGGGAAGUCGUAGCAAAGUUUAUGGAGCUGUUGACAAUUUCAGGGGUCUGAUAAUUAUAAUUAUACCGUCCGAAAGUCGUCAUGUUUUUUGUUUGACUAUAUGAAUUAUUCAUCAAUGUAAUAGUAUAAGUAUCGCGGUUUGAGGAGCUGAUAAAAUCUAUGCGUAAUAUCUGUUUUAAACUUGAUC